This is a messenger RNA of Phyllotreta striolata, 2107 nucleotides long. The record is from the annotation of a GenBank genome assembly. Lineage: Eukaryota; Metazoa; Arthropoda; Insecta; Coleoptera; Chrysomelidae.
UUUUGGGAUAUCUAAAGCAAUCCCGUUUCGCUGCGCAACACUAUUGAUCCAGGCAUCCUGGAUCGGGAUACGCAUCCGAGAACACACAUUCACACCAUUCCACCAUCAUGACCCCGACCAAAACUUUGUGACAUUUAAAAAAAUCGAACCAAAUAAAAACAAUUAUGAACGAAUCAAUUUAAUGCCGGUGUGAUAUAUCUGUACAAUCAUUGCAAUCAUGAAAUUAGCGUGGGUGCUCCUUAUUAUAUUCCUCUUCCAUUUCGUCGAAUUUUGCUGGUGCAAUCCCGAUGCCAAAAGACUCUACGACGAUCUCCUGAGUAAUUACAAUAGGCUGAUUAGGCCGGUCAGUAAUAACACGGACACGGUUUUAGUUAAGUUAGGUUUGAGAUUAUCGCAGUUGAUCGAAUUGAAUUUAAAAGAUCAAAUCCUUACCACGAACGUAUGGCUAGAGCAUGAAUGGCAAGACCACAAAUUCAUGUGGGAUCCCCAAGAAUACGGGGGAGUCACGGAGCUGUACGUCCCAUCAGAACACAUUUGGCUACCUGAUAUCGUACUAUACAAUAACGCCGAUGGAGAAUACGUAGUGACUACAAUGACGAAAGCUGUGCUAAGGCACACGGGAAAAGUGUUGUGGACUCCUCCUGCGAUCUUCAAGUCUUCCUGCGAAAUAGAUGUAAGGUAUUUCCCGUUCGACCAGCAGACUUGCUUCAUGAAAUUCGGUUCGUGGACAUACGAUGGCAAUCAGAUUGAUUUAAAACAUAUUAAUCAGAAAGUGGGCGAAAAUAAGGUAGAAGUCGGCAUAGAUUUAAGAGAAUAUUAUCCCAGCGUGGAAUGGGACAUCCUGGGCGUCCCCGCCGAAAGACAUGAAAAGUACUAUCCCUGCUGCGCUGAGCCUUAUCCAGACAUAUUCUUCAAUAUAACCCUAAGAAGAAAAACUCUAUUUUACACGGUGAACCUCAUAGUACCGUGCGUCGGCAUUUCCUACCUCUCGGUGCUAGUUUUCUACUUACCAGCCGAUUCCGGCGAAAAAAUAGCCCUCUGCAUCAAUAUCCUGUUAUCCCAAACGAUGUUCUUCCUGCUCAUAUCCGAAAUCAUCCCGAGCACCUCUCUGGCGCUGCCGUUGCUCGGAAAAUACAUAUUAUUCACCAUGGUGAUGGUCGGAUUCUCCGUAGUCAUCACCAUCAUCAUUCUGAACGUGCAUUACCGAAAGCCGAGCACCCACAAAAUGGCGCCGUGGGUGCGGAGCUUCUUCAUAAAGAGCGUACCGAAGCUGCUGUUAAUGAGAGUACCCAAAGACUUGCUCACCGAACUAGCGGCCAAUAAGAUACCGGUAAAUAGAUUGACCAUGAAAAAGAGGGAUUUGGAUGUUAUGCCCAGCAGCAGGUCGUCUUCUUCGACCACUUCUAGCAGCUCUUUGAACAGGGCUAGCGGAUGUAACGGGCUGCAUUCCAGUUCUACAACGGCCAGAUUGCGAGGAUUCGCUGGGACUCUGAGUGAGCGAUUGUGUUACAAUGGGUUGCCCUCGGUAUUUUCUGGAUUGGAUGAAAGCGACUCGGGCACGAGGAAAAAGUACCCGUUCGAACUGGAAAAGGCCAUUCACAAUGUCAUGUUUAUACAACAUCAUAUACAGAGACAAGACCAAUUUAACGCAGAAGACUUAGAUUGGGGCUUCGUAGCCAUGGUUCUGGAUAGACUGUUUCUGUGGAUUUUCUUCAUAAUCUCCAUUACGGGAACCAUUUCGAUCCUUUGCGAAGCCCCCGCUCUGUACGAUGACACCAAACCCAUAGACAUGGAAUUGUCUUCUGUCGCUCAACAGCAAUAUUUACCAGACUUGGAGAACGUGCAAUAAUUUUAAAAUGCACCGUUUUCGCAUUAAGAUAGUUAAUUAAUAGUAGGAAACUUCUCGUUCAAAUUUUACAACCAUCGAUAAAAUACAUUUUCGGAUCGUAAUAACGUAGUUGUAGUCGAUUACAGACUUUGUUUAAUAUUAUGUAUAUUCCAUUUUAUGGAUAUUGUUUUUUUGGAAACUAUUAUAUGGUAAUAAUCAUGGAGAAAAUCUCUGGCAAAUUAUUAUAAAGGAACUAAGCGAAUAAACUAUUGUUAACUU